This is a messenger RNA of Cucurbita moschata (crookneck pumpkin), 1122 nucleotides long. Its product is annotated as tetraspanin-20-like. Bases 1 to 813 code for a protein of 270 amino acids. Lineage: Eukaryota; Viridiplantae; Streptophyta; Magnoliopsida; Cucurbitales; Cucurbitaceae. The transcript is spliced from 7 exons. The record is from RefSeq and is a predicted model, not a curated record.
AUGGCUCGCACUUGUUGUCAUGUUUCUCUUGCUUUCAUCCUCAAAUGCUUUAAUUUUCUUCAAGCUUUUGUUGGGAUUUCGAUUAUUGUUUAUUCCGCAUGGAUGCUCGAUCGGUGGAAUCAUCAAGUUCCUGUAUCUCCUCCGCCUUCUCCUGUACCGGCGUUGGCUCCUUCUCCGGCUUCUUCUGCUUCGUUUUAUUUGAAUUCUGAAUCAGUCUCUCUUGCCGAUCGGAUCACCGCCGCGAAUUUAGCUGGCGAUUUGAUUCCCGAGCUCGGGACGGAUUUAGAGCUUGAUUUGAAUGCCUUUAAGCUUCCGGCUCCUUGGUUCAUCUACUCAUUCAUGGGAUUGGGCAUCAUGUUGUGUUCUACUACUUUAGUUGGCUGCAUUGCAGCUGAAGCAAUAAGUGGCUGCUGCCUCUGUUUUUACAACAUGCUUAUAAUACUGUUUAUUCUCGUGGAAGUGGCUUUGGUAUCAUUUAUUGCAAUUGAUCGCCGGUGGGAAAAGGAUCUUCCAUUUGACCCAACGGGUGAACUCGAUGGACUCAGGAAAUUCAUUGAAGACAACGUCGAUCUGUGCAAGUGGAUCGGUAUCAUCGUGAUUUCAACGCAGGCAUUGUCUCUACUGUUAGCAAUCAUUCUGAGAUCCAUGGUUUCAACCCGUAAAACUGAGUACGAUACCAACGAGGAGAUCGGUGAUCAAGACAGAAUUCGGGAAACAUUGCUUAAUCCACCUGCAAAUCAAGCUUCUGGUGCUAAAUUUGCCCUUUGGGGUGCACGCAUGAGAGAGAAGUAUGGAUUGAAAAACAGUGAAUGAUAGAGUUCAUCAAACCAGAGUUCGUAAAUAAAUAUUAAAAAAAAAAAAAAAAAAAAAAAAAAACAGAAGCAAUCGAAACAGAAAGUCUUCCUCGAGCAGGUCAGAGAAACUCAAACCAGUCAUUGGUGUGUGUAAGUUUCUGUUCUGCUAUAUUGUGUGCUUUGAUUUGGGUUGGUCUGAUAGGAUAGAUUGCAAUCAGCUUUGUGAAAGAACGGAAGGUUCUGGUGUGUAUAUCAUCAAGUUGAGGAAUUUGAAUAAGUUCUAUUUUUCCAUUCUACUCUUCUAAAUUUGAUAUGAUGUUUAACCAAA